UGCAAACCUCAGAAAAAGAUCGAAACACAACCAAUGAAACUAACCAGGGUCCAGGAAUCUAAAUUGGAAAACAUCCCAACCAAACAAAAAAAGAAAAAGGAAUAAUCUAAUCCACAAAUCUCACCAUCCCUUCAUCUCUCCAUUGAAAUGAUGCUGGUAUUGCACAGUGGUGUCAGUAACAGCAGCAGCAAUAUUACCCAAACUCUAAAAUCCAUAACUUUCAACAGGGAGAUAUACCAUCAUCAUCAUCAUUAUUCACAAUCUCUCUCCUCAUCUUCAAUAUGGAAGCUCAUCAAUGUAAAUGGGAGGAACUGUCAGGCGAUCCAUGGCAUAGGAAUGCUAGCAGCUGCAGUGGUGCUUUCUACGCCGCCUCCAUCCGAGGAGACGUUGGCUAAUAUACCCCAAGAACUUUCAGGCAAGACUUGUGAUCUCUUGGACAAGGAGUGUAAUAUGAAGAACAGAAUCCAACGACCAAAGUCUAGGAAUGCUGAGUCUUGUACUACCAAAUGUGUUGGCACUUGUAUUCGUGGUGGUGAUGGCUCACCUGGUGAAGGUCCUUUUAAUGUUCGAAGACCUAUUAUUGUUUUUAAGCAAGGAUUUCGAAGUCGACAAUAUUGCUUGGUGGAAUGCUCAGAUAUAUGCAACUUGCUAGAUGAUGCUGAUAAGCGCCGUUGAUAUAAUCCUGCUCAAUCACAUUUCAUUCACUACUUUGAUAGAUAUGUAUUUUCAUUGUGAUUUUAUUACUCCCAAAUAGGAAAAGUAUGGAUAGUCCUGGAUGAUUAUUGAUAGUUAUUCAUGUUAUCUGAUGUAAUUCAUGAAUUUUGUGGAAUUUUAACCCAGAAAUGGUGUACAUACUA
Messenger RNA from Spinacia oleracea (spinach), 857 nucleotides. RefSeq lists its product as uncharacterized. The record is from RefSeq and is a predicted model, not a curated record. NCBI's taxonomy places the organism in Eukaryota, Viridiplantae, Streptophyta, Magnoliopsida, Caryophyllales, Amaranthaceae. Bases 148 to 675 code for a protein of 175 amino acids. The transcript has 3 exons.